Molecule: messenger RNA, 909 nt
Organism: Adineta ricciae
Lineage: Eukaryota; Metazoa; Rotifera; Eurotatoria; Adinetida; Adinetidae
Source: the annotation of a GenBank genome assembly
AUGCAAUUGAAAGAUUUCUUUCUCAAUACAACCGUCGAACAAUUCUAUCAAUCAACUCUGUAUAACUUUAGUCUUGUCAAAGAUUAUUACUUUUCGCGCUCAUCUGAUUCCAAUCUUAUUUUCAAUGAUCAAACAGGCCGACUUCAGUUCAUUCCAAGCGGAACCUCCGAAAUCAAUGCAACAAAGAUCACAUGCUUCUGUGCUAUAAAUCCGGAUUGCCGAAGCUCAACUGUACUAUAUAGAAGCAAUCCAAAUUCGUACGGAUAUUUCACCACCGAUUCCAUUGUUUCACUGGUCGGUUUGGUUCGAGGAUGUCUGCAUAUUGACUCGCUGCUAAUUUCAACAUUGCAGUGUUUUUAUGUGAGUUCACGUUGUUUUCCGACUUUCUUAGCAUUUUCAAAGCCAAUGCAUGCUGGAAUUAUGCAACUAGAGUCGUCAUCGCUUCGCAUACAGCCUAUGGCUUAUGAUCCAACAGUUCAUCCCUUUUCUCCCAAUCCUUCAGUUUUGACGAUCGUCAAAAAACUUAUGAUUGAAAAUUGGUAUGUUUCUUUAUCUUAUGAACACUUCUAUGAAACUUGUGCACCAACGUACUGCUCUUAUUUAAAAAAGAUUCGCAAUCAGACACUUGUGGGAUUAUUUAUAAAAUUAGUGUCAAUCAUUACUGGUAUGGUUUCUGUCUUACGCAUUGUAGCACCUCAACUCGUUGGUUUCAUGCGAAAGCUACGAAAAAUAUGCGACAGAAAGCCAAAACAAACACAACCAAUUCGUUGUAGUACUAGCGACCAGUUAAAGAUAGCAAUACAGAAUCUAAAGAAGCUGAUACGCACUACAAUUGUCGAAUUAUAUAUAUUCGGAUUACGUGAUACUGGGAGCACUGUUGAUCGCCUUACGGCAAAGCGUUAUGGUUAA